Molecule: messenger RNA, 414 nt
Organism: Adineta ricciae
Lineage: Eukaryota; Metazoa; Rotifera; Eurotatoria; Adinetida; Adinetidae
Source: the annotation of a GenBank genome assembly
AUGGCUACGAAUGAUGAUUCUGGUACUUCUAAUGAGAAUACUAUGGUACUCUCAAUUCGAUUGAUUCGCUCAUUUGAACAUCGGAAUAUUCGUCAUGUUACUCUUCGUUCCAUCGAUUCAUCAGGACAGAUGACAGGCAGUGAACUCAAACAACGAAUUCUAACAAUAUUACCGAAUGAGAAACUACCGCCACCAUUCAAAACAUUUUCAUUUGAUACAUUGAAAAUCGAACAUUAUCCGCAUCAAGCAAAGAGUAAUGAUGUUACUAUUCGUCGAGAUGGUGAUGAUCGAUUGAUAAUCGAAGAUGAUAAACACUUGUGUGACUAUAACGUUGUCGAUGGCACAGAAAUUGCCUUUUUCAAACGUAGUGACUACGAAAUUUACAAAGAAAAGCCCGAUUUAGUGAUGGAUUAA